Messenger RNA from Strongylocentrotus purpuratus (purple sea urchin), 2083 nucleotides. Its product is annotated as high-affinity nitrate transporter 2.1. NCBI's taxonomy places the organism in Eukaryota, Metazoa, Echinodermata, Echinoidea, Camarodonta, Strongylocentrotidae. The transcript has 7 exons. The coding region runs from base 274 to 1812 and encodes 512 amino acids. Gene Ontology annotation, cellular component: membrane. Gene Ontology annotation, molecular function: transmembrane transporter activity. The record is from RefSeq and is a predicted model, not a curated record. Gene Ontology annotation, biological process: transmembrane transport.
UUCGUUUUGCUACUGUGUUGUGUGUUGACUAGACUGUGUUCCAUCCAUAAGUGCGGAUGAUGGCGGUGAUACCAGAAGAAGGUGCCAGCGUAUCUUUGUUCAGUUAGAAAUCUUAAAGAUAUAAAUUGAAAAUUGCAAGCUGUCAACGUACGAUGACCACUAUGCUUUGCUGGAGUGACAACGGUUCCGUAACAACAACCUGACAACAACCAGUUGUUAUCAAGAGUCUGAGUAAAGUAUUGCACAAAACUGUGCGGCCAGAGCUAUAUAGCUAUGACAUUGUGCGGGGAGAGCAGCGAGGCUAACACGAAUUCCAAUGGCCAAGCUUACUACGCUCUGUUUGUUUUCACAAUUUUGACUGCUCUUAACCAACUUCACAGGUAUUUACUGAUAGCUGCCAUCGAGCCGAUGUCUAACGAUCUUCAGUUUGGAGACAGGAAUUGCACCCCAUUCAAUGGAACGUCUGCCAUUGAUAGUUACAUUCAGGAAUAUGACCUCAACACUACUGCUGGGGACUACUGUAUGCAUGACGAUGGUAUCAGAUGCACCAAUGAGACCACCUUCCAAAACACAACCCUCUGUGAGUGGCACUAUACCGGUACUGGAUCAGAGUAUGAGAUCCUCGCUGGACCAGUCUUCAUCAUCGUCCUGGGCAUCCUGGGCGUGCCGAUAACCGUCCUGGCCGAGAUGGGUCGCAUCAAUCGUCGCAACGUCGUCGGGGUGUGUACGAUCUGCUGGAGCCUCACCAUCGUCUGUACGGGGUUCUCGCAAACGUUGGCUGAAGUCUACGUCUGGCGCUUUCUCCUGGGGUUCUUUGAAGCACCUUUCAACCCUUUUUCAAUGACUCUACUUGUGACUUUCUUUGGUCCAAGGCGUCGAGGGCUUGCUAUGGGUGUGGCCGCUAGCGGGGCGUAUCUAGGUUACGGUUCGUCCUAUGCUUUCAUCGCAGUCGUCAAUGUAAUAGGAUGGAGAUGGACCUACAUCUCUACCGGCAUAGGGGGCGCUCUGCUUGGUUUGAUAAGUCUUAUCACCGUCAAGAAUCCAUAUUCAAAGGAAAAGGGAAAUAUACCCCUUGGGUCGGUGCGCAACAUCCUGAAGGCACUUGGUGCGGAACCCUGGUCGGUGCUCUCACCCAUCUUCCUAGCCUUCGCCUGCAAGAUGGGUUACCAGUACACCCUCAGUUAUAACCUCAAUAACUACUUUGUGGAGUACUUCCCAACCUUCCCGACGGACGUGUACCUGAGCUGGAUCCUGGCUCUGACGGGGAUCCUGGCCUUUAUGCUCGGGGGCUUCCUGAGUGACAUCGCAGGCAAGCGGGCAGGGGCCUUAGGGAGGCUCUGGACCAUCGUCAUCCUGGAGGUGAUACAGAUACCCCUCUAUGUAUUCUUCAUCCUCCUAUCACUACCAACCAACAUCAUCCUGGGUGCCCUCGGGAUAACCGUGGGAGACGGAUGGAACGGCAUCGGUCUUUCAGCCAUCGCCGACAUCGUCUCCCCGUCCAUCCGCACUGUCAUCUACGCUCUUUUCUUCUGCGUGAUGGAUGUUAUCGGCGGGUGUGUCAUCGUUGCCGUGACGCCACUGACGGACGUGGCUGGAUUGAAGAGCGCCCUCUUGUGGUUGGGGACGGGAAUGCUUGUGGGAGGCACCCUGCUGAUUUUGUGUGGGAUUAUAGCCCUGGUGUUGCUUAAUCGUCGUCGAGCCAGGAGCUACCACUUGGAGGGGACGGAGGAGGACGCCCUCUACAGUCGAAACGGUAGCCAGGGUAAUCAUGAAAGGACACCUUUGAUUUCUGAUGAAAGCACUCCCACAUAGGAUCAGUUGUUAACUUGAAUUCAUUGCAUUCCAACAAUAACACAUCAAAGAUAAACUUGAAUUCUGGUAAAAAAGAAAAUGAAUUCUCACAGAAUCAAACAAAACUUACACUGAAUGUUCAAGAUUAAAAUAAAUGUCAUUUGCCAAACAAUUUUGGUAGAAAAUGUAUACUGGCUGACUAAUGGGCAAAGAAAGAUACUAUAUACAUCUUUCUAUGUACAGUGCUUGUUACUUUACCAAGACUGGGCCAAAUUUAUUAUGAUUUUGAUGA